Arabidopsis thaliana (thale cress) is the source of this 438-nucleotide messenger RNA. RefSeq lists its product as uncharacterized. The transcript is spliced from 3 exons. NCBI's taxonomy places the organism in Eukaryota, Viridiplantae, Streptophyta, Magnoliopsida, Brassicales, Brassicaceae. Bases 1 to 438 code for a protein of 145 amino acids. The record is from RefSeq and is marked reviewed.
AUGGAAAACGACGGAGCCUCCACCGUCUGUCCUCUCGACCUUGGCAGUCAAAUGUUUUUAUCCGGCGAUGGUUUUGAACCGGCCAGUGUCCUCUUUCCCCACGCUGCUUUUCACUUUCCUCCAAAAGACAAAAAGGAGGCGUACGAUUUCAUGGACAAGCGUUUAGGCCUCAAGAGUUUGCCUCUUGAGGCCCGCAUCGCUCGAGUGGAGAGGAAGGUGAGGGCCAUGGAGAGUGAUCAUUUCCAAUCGAAUUGGAGGAAGGUGCGUGGCCAGGAUCCCGACUAUGCUUCGGAUUUACCUCCAUGCCCGUGGUCAAGUCCAAGCGAGGAGGACGACGAGGAAGAGGAUAGCAACCACUGGAAGCGUGUCAAGAAUGAACCCGAGGUGGAUGAUAAAAAUGAAGCAUCCACUUCGAACGCUGAUCCGGCGAUGAAGUAG